Messenger RNA from Racocetra fulgida, 224 nucleotides. NCBI's taxonomy places the organism in Eukaryota, Fungi, Glomeromycota, Glomeromycetes, Diversisporales, Gigasporaceae. The record is from the annotation of a GenBank genome assembly.
AUGAAAAAGACUGAUGAAUUUUUAAAAUUAACUACCAAUUGUGCUCACGAAAAUGUAAUUUGUCGCGAUUGUGCUAGCAAAGAAUUGUUAAAAUCUUCAUAUAAUACAAAUGACGAUAAUAAUAUCACUUGCUUUGCACCUGGAUGUAAACAACUAAUUACUACCGCUGAUAUUAGAAGAAUUAGAGAUAGCAAUACAGAAGCUGUUGAUAAUGCUUUUCAAAG